AUGGAUAAAAAAAUUUUUGAAUUUGUCGCGAAGAGAGAUACCACCAACCUUGAAUCUUACCUCGAUGGUAUCGACGUGGAAUUAAAGAAACGGACAUCUGUGAGAUUCCGGAAGAUCCUUAUCAAAUCGAUAAUGAAAAAUUGGAGAGGAUGGAGACUACUUUCGAGGAUGCUGGCUGAAUUUGUGAGGCAGCAAUUAAAUGAUGAUAAGAGUCUUUAUGAUGAGCAGAAAGGUUGCUUUCCGUUAAUUUGCGCGGUGUUCAGAGGAUCAGCGUUUGAGGAGCUAAGGAGCGAGGAAAAACAGAUUGAAAUUGAAAAAUUAAGGGAUCGAAGACGCGUAAUGAUAAUGAUGGAAAUUGUAAAAUGGUUGAGCGAAAAGGGGAACGAGACAACCUCACUUUUUGAUAAGCUGGCUUCGGACUUGGUUGGUCAAUGUAUAAAUGAGAUGUCGGUUGGGUCUUGUAAUUCGCCCAUCGUGAUCGAAUCAUUUGUGGAAGCUACAAAAAUCAUCAUUCGAAGACUGCAAAGCCUGAAACCCAUACACGGAAAAUUAUUCGCGUUUCUACCAAUGUUUUUGUCUACUUUUGAUACAUUGCCUGAGGUGAACGAACCGCCGUCGGAUAAUUCUAGUUCUUGCAUCUCGAUGUCGGGUCCCGACUACAAAGAUUACAUACUGAAUAAAAUUUGUUCAAUCAAAUGGAAUCCGAGUAAUGUUCUGAGUUUGACCGGAGAAUUCCGAGAUAUUGUCAUGACCAAUGAACAGCUAAAAUUCAUAGUCGAAAAGAUUAUGAGGCAGUUUGAUUUGAUGGAUGUGAAUGGGAUGCCACCAUUAAUUUAUCAAAUGCUCUUGCUCUCUAGAAAG
Acaulospora morrowiae is the source of this 861-nucleotide messenger RNA. The record is from the annotation of a GenBank genome assembly. Lineage: Eukaryota; Fungi; Glomeromycota; Glomeromycetes; Diversisporales; Acaulosporaceae.